This is a messenger RNA of Arachis duranensis, 1320 nucleotides long. RefSeq lists its product as uncharacterized. The record is from RefSeq and is a predicted model, not a curated record. The transcript has a single exon. Bases 1 to 1320 code for a protein of 439 amino acids. Lineage: Eukaryota; Viridiplantae; Streptophyta; Magnoliopsida; Fabales; Fabaceae.
AUGCCACCUGGAGGUGAGGAGACCACAACCGGGGAUCCUGUAGAAGACGAUGAUCUGGAGUUGCCGUACUUGUACGAUGGUCGAAGUCGUGAGGCACAGGAUUUUCACGAUCUUCUUGCUGAUGGAGCGGAGGAAUUAUACCCCGGCUGCUUGAAAUACUCAAAGUUGUCUUUUCUGGUGAAACUUUAUCACAUUAAGUGUAUGUGCGGGGUGAGUGACAAGGCUAUGGCGAUGAUCUUGGACUUAUUGCGGGAUGCAUUCGAGCAAGCCAAACUCCCAUCAACUUUCUAUGAAGCGAAGAAAACUAUACGAAAGUUGGGGAUUGAAUAUAAAAAGGUUGAUGCAUGCCCGAACGAUUGCAUGUUGUAUCGGGGUGAUGAUGAAGACGCGACCAAAUGCAAGCAGUGUGGGACUUCACGAUGGAAGCAAAAAAUACGAAAGGGUUCCGUUACGAAACUCAAAAUACCAGUCAGGAAGAACGGAAAGCCUCUCCCAGCAAAAACUCUCCGUUACUUUCCACUUAUACCACGACUGCAACGGUUAUUCAUGUGUAGCAAGACUUCAACUGACAUGGUAUGGCAUAAAGAGUCUGACAAUAAUGAUGGGUACUUGAGGCAUCCAAGGGACGCUGAAGCAUGGAAAGAAUUUGAUGCAAAGUAUCAAUGUUUUUCCAACGAUCCGCGAAAUGUUCGUUUAGCUUUAGCUAGUGACGGAUUUAAUCCUUUUGGCAAUAUGAGUACGAAGUAUUCCAUUUGGCCAGUGAUCCUUAUUCCGUACAAUCUUCCUCCUUGGCUUUGCAUGAAACAAACAUCUUUUAUCCUAUCUAUGAUUAUUCCUGGUCCUAAAAUGCCGGGUAAUGACAUAGAUGUAUAUUUGGAGCCCUUGGUGGAUGAGUUGAAGCAAUUGUGGGAUGGUGUUAAAACUUAUGAUGCUAAUAAAAGGACCACUUUCAAUAUGCGUGCGGCGCUAAUGUGGACUAUUAGUGAUUUUCCGGGGUUGGAAAAUUUAUCGGGAUGGAACACGUACAGUGGGUUAGCAUGUCCGAACUGUAAUGUGGACGCUAAGCCUCAGCGGCUAACAUUCAGUCGAAAAUGGUGUUACAUGGGACAUCGCCGCUUCUUGCCUCAGAGCCAUAAGUAUAGACUAGACCGUAGUCGAUUUGACGGACAAGCUGAAAGCAGGAAUCCACCGAAGAAGUAUUCUGGAAUAGAUAUCUUACAACAGCAGUGUAACAUGCAAGUAACGUUUGGGAAGAACUCAACUCUGACAGCCAAAAGAAGACGCAUUAGUGAAGAUGCAGAUCAAGAUGACUCGUACUAG